GCCCCUUAUAAGAGGCGCGGGGAAGCGGGACUUGUCUCCCGGUUGCGCCCCGCGCCGCCACCGACGAUUCGCGGCGCGCCCUCCAUUCACUUUGCGCGGUGCACGCCACCCACGGGCCGCGUUCGCCUUGGUUUUGCCACCAAGCGUUCGCGUAAAAUAAUAUAAAAUAGAUUUUAAAUUCGACAGUCGCUGUGAAAUGUCGUCGUCCAAGACGGGCGGGGUGACGCCGCCGCAGCUGAGGGCCCUGGUGGAGCUCGACCCGCUGCUGCAGCCCUACGAGGCCGACUUCAAGCGAAGGUAUGGGCGCAUGCAGGAGCUCCUGGGGAAGAUGGAGCAGCACGAGGGGGGUUUGGAUGCGUUCACGCGCGGCUACGCCACGAUGGGCAUCGUGAAGGGCCCUGACGGGACGCUGUGCUGCAGGGAGUGGGCCCCUGGGGCCCAGGCCCUGCACCUCACGGGGGACUUCAACGGAUGGGACCACUUCUCGCACGCCUUCUCGCGCCUCGAGUUCGGGAAGUGGGAACUCCUCCUGCCCCGCAGGCCUGACGGCUCCCCCGCCAUCCCGCACGGCUCCAAGCUCAAGGUGGUGGUGGUGACGAGCGAUGGCCGCACGCUGUUCCGCAUCUCUCCGUGGGCACACUACGUCACCAAGGAGGGUGCAGCUGUCACCUACGAGUGGGUGCACUGGGACCCACCGAACCCCUACCAGCGCGUGCACCCUGUGCCCGCGUGCCCACGCAGUCUGCGCAUCUACGAGGCCCACGUGGGCAUCUCCUCGCACGAGGGCCGCGUCGCCACCUACGAGCACUUCACGCGCAACAUGCUGCCCCGCAUCAAGAGGCUCGGGUACAACUGCAUCCAGCUGAUGGCCGUCAUGGAGCACGCGUACUACGCCAGCUUCGGAUACCAAGUCACCAGCUUCUUCGCAGCCUCCAGUCGCUACGGCACCCCGGAGGACCUGAAGGCGCUGCUGGACGCGGCCCACGCGCUGGGGCUGCGCGUGCUGCUGGACGUGGUGCACAGCCACGCGUCGCGCAACACCGAGGACGGCCUCAACGAGUACGACGGCACCGACGGCGCCUUCUUCCACGCGGGGCCACGCGGGGCCCACCCACUCUGGGACAGCCGCCUCUUUGACUACCGCAGCUGGGAGGUUCUGCGUUUUCUGCUCUCAAACCUGCGCUGGUGGAUGGAGGAGUACGGAUUCGAUGGCUUCCGCUUUGACGGCAUCACGUCGAUGAUUUACCACCACCACGGUGUAGGAGAGGAGUUCUCUGGGAACUACGAGGAGUACUUUGGGCUGCAGGUGGACGAGGACUCCCUCGUCUACCUCAUGCUGGCCAAUCACAUGCUGCACUCCUUCUACCCACAAUGCACAACGGUCGCAGAGGAGGUGUCAGGGAUGCCGGCGAUGUGCCGCCCGGUGGAGGAGGGGGGCGCCGGCUUCGACUACCGCCUGGCAAUGGCCAUCCCGGACAAGUGGAUCCAGAUAAUCAAGGAGCGCAAGGAUGAGGACUGGAACAUCGGGGACAUCGUCCACACGCUCAUCAACCGGCGGCACGGGGAGAAGUGCAUCGCCUACGCGGAGAGCCACGACCAGGCGCUGGUGGGGGACAAGACGCUGGCGUUCUGGCUGAUGGACGAGGCGAUGUACUUCGACAUGUCCAUCCUGUGUCCGCCCAGCGUCGUCGUGGACCGGGGCAUCCAGCUGCACAAGCUGAUCCGCCUGCUGACGCACGCGCUGGGCGGCGAGGCCUACCUCAACUUCAUCGGCAACGAGUUCGGGCACCCCGAGUGGCUGGACUUUCCCCGGGUGGGGAACGGCGAGAGUUUCCACUACGCGCGGCGGCAGUUCCACCUGGCGGACGACCCGACGCUGCGCUACCAGCACCUGCAGGCGUUCGACGCCAGCAUGAACCACGCGGAGGAGAAGUUCGGCUGGCUCGCGGCGCAGCAGGCGUUUGUGAGCUGCAAGCACCAGGGCGACAUGGUGGUGUCGUUUGAGAGAGCCAACCUGCAGUUCGUGUUCAACCUGCACCCCGCCAACAGCUACACCGACUACCGCAUCGGCGUGCGCACGGCCGGGAGGUACCACAUAGUCCUGGACUCGGACACGCGGGAGCACGGCGGGCACGAGCGGCUGCAGCACGACGUCGAGUUCUUCUCCAGCCCCGUGCCCAUCGGGGGCCUCCAGCACUCCAUCCUGCUGUACAUCCCCUCGCGCGUCGCGGUGGUCCUGGCCAACAGGGAGCUGGACAACUAAGACCAUUCACGACUCUGCAUCGUGAACCAAUCAGAUCGGCGUUACUACCGAUCAUAACAUCAACCCGUUCCUGCAACCUAUCGCCAGCUACGCGCGCCUGACCGGGGUGCCACCCUCUCUACCUCUCACUCACGCGCGCUGGCACGCUCUGUCACGCUGUGUCACACUGUGUCAUAUGCUGUCACGCUGUGUCUCACGCUCUGUCACGCUGUGUCACACUUGCACGCUGCUGCGUGCUUGUCAUGCUGUGUCACGCUGUGUCACAUGCUGUCACGCUGUGUCUCACGCUGUGUCACGCUCUGUCACGCUGUGUCACGUGCUGUCACGCUGUGU
Molecule: messenger RNA, 2596 nt
Organism: Petromyzon marinus (sea lamprey)
Lineage: Eukaryota; Metazoa; Chordata; Hyperoartia; Petromyzontiformes; Petromyzontidae
Gene: GBE1
Product: 1,4-alpha-glucan branching enzyme 1
Biological process (GO): glycogen biosynthetic process
Cellular component (GO): cytoplasm
Molecular function (GO): 1,4-alpha-glucan branching enzyme activity; cation binding; hydrolase activity, hydrolyzing O-glycosyl compounds
Source: RefSeq, a predicted model, not a curated record